GUUGUUGUAGUAGUAGUAGUUGUAUGUUUUCUUUCUCCAUCAUCAGAUCACCUUGGGAACAUAUUGGGGGAAAAAUUCUCUGUUUGUUCCUGUUUUUGUCGUUUUCAUAUACAUCUUUUGCAUUUCCUCAGUUCCAUUCAGGUAAAUUCAGAACUAUUUCCCCAGUUUGUGACAACACUGACAAAAAGCUGAAGUCAGUUUCAGUGGCAGGUAAAUACAUCUUAUUUUCCACAUAAAUAAGAACUGCAUUAACAUUUAUAUUGUCCUCUGGCUCCCUCUAGUGGACUUAAUUAUUGUUAAAGUGGCCAUUAUUGUUAAAGUGGCUUCACUAAAGCGUUUCCGUCCAUUUUGGACCCCGCGGGCAGCCGUAGGGAGGAGCAAGCGUCGCCCUAGCAACGGACAAUAAGUAGCAUCAGAGAUAGCAAAUUAUCGUAGCAUUUUUACUGUUAUGGAGUGGAUUAAUGUUUAAACUAAGACGUAUUUAGGCUUUUAUUGACCCUUUUUAAGCCACAAUGGCUACAAGUAACCCGUCAGUGUUUCUCCUCACAGUGAACGGACAAAUUGAAGGAGCCAACUUUCCAGAAUUUGAUAAUUUAUACUGCAAAUACUGUUUUGUCUACGGACAUGACUGGACUCCCACGUCGGGGCUGGAGGAAGGGAUCACUCAAAUAACCUGCAAAGGCAACCAGUCUUCACACAAAUUAAUAUGGAACUUUCCACUGGAAACGACCUUUAAGAGCACAAGCCCAUGUGGAUGGCCUCAGCUUGUGGUGAGUGUGUACGGUCCAGAUGUGUUUGGAAACGAUGUGGUCAGAGGCUACGGAGCAACACACAUCCCUUUCACACCUGGACAGCACUCGCGAAACAUCCCCAUGUUUGUUCCUGAGCCCUCAUGGAGGCUUCAGAAAUUCACGAGUUGGCUGUUGGGACGGCGGCCGGAGUACACAGACCCUAAAGUGGUGGCCCAGGGUGAAGGCAGAGAAGUGACGCGUGUCCGGUCACAAGGUUUCGUCACCGUCUCCUUUCACGUAAUGAGUAAAGACAUGAAGAAAAUGGGCUACGACACCGGACCAUCAAACCCUGCCAACACGCACCCAUACUCUGCCACAUCUGAAGAACAGCUGUGAACAGGUUAACAGAUCCACAGGUUCUCCUGGUUCAGCCUUUAAGGAUAUUUGGUUCUUUACAAAUACGUUUCAGUGACUUGUUUACUCUUUCAAGGUAACGCUUUAUCAUACUUGGAUUUUAUAUUCAAAUUUAUAGAGAUUCAACUGAGCAUUUUAGAUUGAUUCAAAUAUAAGAAACUGUUUUAUAAGCAUUUGUAUGGUUGUACAUUUCUGUGCUAUAUUUGUACUUUUUAAAAAAAUAAAUAUGGAAAAUAUACUUGAAUG
This is a messenger RNA of Sphaeramia orbicularis (orbiculate cardinalfish), 1391 nucleotides long. RefSeq names its product B9 protein domain 1 (gene b9d1). NCBI's taxonomy places the organism in Eukaryota, Metazoa, Chordata, Actinopteri, Kurtiformes, Apogonidae. The record is from RefSeq and is a predicted model, not a curated record. Gene Ontology annotation, cellular component: MKS complex. The coding region runs from base 513 to 1127 and encodes 204 amino acids. The transcript has 7 exons. Gene Ontology annotation, biological process: cilium assembly.